UUGCUAGCUUUUAUAUGUACUACAAUUUCUAUCAGUUGUUGCAUUAGUUCCUUAACGUGCAUCUUUUGUAUUUCUUCAAGGAAAUUGGAUAAGAACUUGCAGAAAGAAUUCCACAGACGUUUAAAGAUCAUAGGGAUCAUACCCAGCACCACCAACUUCUUACAUGAGUACAUGGCUAACAGAGACAUGUGCCUGUCAGAUUCAGCCAGUUCGCCUCCUCCUACUGAUCGAUCUCCCACUGAAUCCAUCCAAUCAACAUUGAUUAAUGAUGAAGGGAUUCCCGUCGACAUUGCAGUUGAAAUUUUUAGACAAAGAGGACAUCCACUUGUCAGUGCUGAGGAUAUCCGCAACAGUGGAAAAAAUCACAAAGACUUCAUUUGGAUUCCGUAUCCAUAUACUCGUAGUGAGAAGCUAUUGUGGAUUGAAGUUCCUAGCAGGGGUUUCUUCGCUUCUGAAAGUGAACAACUAUGUGAAAUUGAACAAGACCUUGCUGAUCAACGUCCUGAAGAUUUAUUAUUCCUUGAUGGUGAAGCUGACAAUCCCUAUAGAUGUUUACCUCCUAAAGAGUUCGGGGAUCCCCUUGUUUUCUCUGAAGAGAUGGAUAAUAUACUGUAUUCUGAUUUGAAAUAUACGGAAGUUGCGCAUGUUUCUGAUUUUGUAGAGGCUUAG
Molecule: messenger RNA, 669 nt
Organism: Papaver somniferum (opium poppy)
Lineage: Eukaryota; Viridiplantae; Streptophyta; Magnoliopsida; Ranunculales; Papaveraceae
Exons: 5
Coding region: 172-669 (165 amino acids)
Source: RefSeq, a predicted model, not a curated record